Molecule: messenger RNA, 534 nt
Organism: Fusarium coffeatum
Lineage: Eukaryota; Fungi; Ascomycota; Sordariomycetes; Hypocreales; Nectriaceae
Exons: 2
Coding region: 1-534 (177 amino acids)
Source: RefSeq, a predicted model, not a curated record
AUGACUUUCUCCCUCCGAUCCGUUGUUUUCGCUGCCGCUAUGGCUUUGAGCUCUGCUCCCUUCUCCUCCGCUGCUCCCCGUGACGAAAGUAACCGCUUGAACAAGCGAGGUGAUACCAUCAACAUCAUGGACGGCUCCUGGAGCGCUCCUUGCGGUACAAACACCUGCUGCACUCCCUUCUGUAAGGCAAGCUUCGAGAUGGACAGCGGAGACUGUCCCGAUGGAGCCACCAAGGAAUGGGCCGGAAAUUGCAUGGAUGUCUUUGACGGGAAGACUAAGGCCGGUGAUAGGCAAAGCUUCACCACUGGUGGCUGUGACGGUUGGUCUGUCUUUUGGGAGGGAGGCGCCGUGGAUGGAGGGAAGUUCAUUACUGUCGAGAACGAUGAGACUGGAAAGUACUACCAGUACUUUGUUGAAGGCUGCAAGAAGACUGAAUUCCACUGGGACCCUUACCAAUGUGCUUCCAUUGGCGGUGGAUGUGAUGCUAAGAUCUCUGGUCGAGGCACCAACCCUGACAAGGCUGGAGGAAAGUAG